This is a messenger RNA of Dipodomys ordii (Ord's kangaroo rat), 969 nucleotides long. RefSeq names its product olfactory receptor 5T3-like. Gene Ontology annotation, molecular function: olfactory receptor activity; G protein-coupled receptor activity; odorant binding. The record is from RefSeq and is a predicted model, not a curated record. The transcript has a single exon. Gene Ontology annotation, biological process: G protein-coupled receptor signaling pathway; sensory perception of smell. Bases 1 to 969 code for a protein of 322 amino acids. Gene Ontology annotation, cellular component: membrane. Lineage: Eukaryota; Metazoa; Chordata; Mammalia; Rodentia; Heteromyidae.
AUGGACAGACUGUCACCAGACUUGGACAUAUAUAAUAUUCAUUUAAAAAACAAGACUGAAGUCACCAUGUUUAUUUUGAUGGGCUUCACAGAUGAUUUUGACCUGAAAAUUGUAUUAUUUUUACUCUUUCUUGCGAUAUAUCUCUUCACACUGAUAGGAAAUUUGGGCCUGGUUGUACUGGUGAUAGGGGAUGCCCGCCUUCACACACCCAUGUACUAUUUUCUCAGUGUCUUAUCAUUUUUGGAUGCCUGUUAUUCUACAGCUGUGACCCCCAAAAUGUUGGUCAAUUUCUUAGCAGAAGAUAAAUCCAUUUCCUUUAUUGGAUGUGUAACCCAGAUGUUUCUAUUUGUGACUUUGGGAACCACAGAAGCCUUCCUGUUGGCUGCAAUGGCUUAUGAUAGGUAUGUUGCCAUCUACAACCCUCUCCUCUACUCAGUGAGCAUGUCACCCAGAGUCUAUGUGUCCCUCAUCAUCGCCUCCUAUGUUGCUGGUAUUGCUAAUGGCACUAUGGACACAGUGGCCACUUUCAGUCUGUCUUUCUGUGGAUCCAAUGAAAUCAGUCAUGUCUUCUGUGAUAUUCCCCCACUAUUAGCAAUUUCUUGUUCUGACACUCAAAUGAACCAGCUUAUACUCUUCUAUUCUGUGGGUGGUAUUGAGAUAGUCACUAUUCUGAUUGUCCUGGUAUCCUAUGGUUUCAUUCUGUUGGCCAUUCUGAAAAUGCGUUCUGCUGAAGGGAGGAGGAAAGUGUUCUCUACGUGUGGAUCUCACCUGACUGGAGUGUCCAUUUAUUAUGGGACAAUCCUCUUCAGCUACAUGAGACCAAAUUCCAGCUAUGAUUCAAACCAUGACAUGAUCGUGUCGAUAUUUUACACCAUUGUGAUCCCCAUGCUCAAUCCUGUUAUCUACAGUUUGAGAAACAAAGAUGUGAAGCAAGCAAUGAAAAAAUUGCUGAAAGAAGUUAGUAAUUGA